CUUGACUGAAAUCUGAUGAUGGAUAAACAGCACUCACAAAUUCAGGAGUUGACAGUCAGCACAGAAUGGUACUCAUGGGAAUAUGAUGUCUCAUCACCAACCCUACCUGAGUUGUGUGAAAAGGAGGCCAUCCGUGUUGUGGCACAUAUCUACCUCCCAGUCAUGGCCAUCCUGUUCUGUGUGCUGGGUGUCCUUGGCAAUGGGAUUCUGUUGCUGGUUCGUCUCCGUUACCAUACAGUUCAAUCCCUCGGCAAUGUUCUCCUCUUACAGCUUGCUACCUCCGACUUGCUGCUGCUCCUGACACUGCCAGUGGGUGUGGCUGGGAUGCUGGGCAGCUGGCACCUGGACAAUGCCACAUGCCAGGCCCUACAAGGCCUCCAUGCCCUCAACUUCUACAGCAGCUUCCUGUUCCUCAUGGGCCUCACCAUGGAUCGCUAUGUAGCCAUUGUGAGGGCACCGGUUGCCCACCGCCUACGUCCUGCUGCCAGCUGCUGGGGCAGGCUGACCUCAGGAUUGAUGUGGUUGCUCUCUGCUGCUCUAGCACUGCCUCACUUCAUGUAUGCUCGUGUUGAGGACUAUGAAGGUUUCCAACUCUGCAGGGUGGCAGUUGUCACAGCUGCUGUUAGACUGAUACAAGUAGGCGUUGGCUUUGUGCUACCGUUUGCAGUGAUGGUAGCAUGCUAUGCAGCAAUCACCUGCACCCUUCUAUCCUCCCCUUGUGCCCAGUCACACAAGGCUUUGCGGUUGAUCUUGGCCCUGGUCUUGCUCUUCUUGGCUCUGCAACUGCCCUAUGCUCUACUCACCUUACUGGACACAGCUGAUUUGAUGGGCCAACAGGCAUCAACCUGCAGAGUAACCUUACACCGGGACCUGGCCCUCCUCAUCACCAGUAGCUUGGCCUUUGCUCGCUGCUGCCUAAACCCAGUGCUUCACACCUUCCUAGGUGUGCGUUUCCGUAGGGACCUGCGGUCGUUGAGCAGGGAUUUUGGCUGCCUGGGGCACUGGGUAUGCUGUGGUGAAAAGGCCAGGAGUAACAACCGGCAAGCAUCACUCACCACCCACCUGGAAGGAAUAUCAGGAGCACCAUGA
Elgaria multicarinata webbii is the source of this 1089-nucleotide messenger RNA. RefSeq names its product C-C motif chemokine receptor 10 (gene CCR10). The record is from RefSeq and is a predicted model, not a curated record. Lineage: Eukaryota; Metazoa; Chordata; Lepidosauria; Squamata; Anguidae. The coding region runs from base 16 to 1089 and encodes 357 amino acids. Gene Ontology annotation, molecular function: C-C chemokine receptor activity; C-C chemokine binding. Gene Ontology annotation, cellular component: membrane; external side of plasma membrane. Gene Ontology annotation, biological process: calcium-mediated signaling; positive regulation of cytosolic calcium ion concentration; G protein-coupled receptor signaling pathway. The transcript has 2 exons.